This is a messenger RNA of Stylophora pistillata, 2420 nucleotides long. RefSeq lists its product as uncharacterized. The record is from RefSeq and is a predicted model, not a curated record. Lineage: Eukaryota; Metazoa; Cnidaria; Anthozoa; Scleractinia; Pocilloporidae.
GGAGACUGGAGCCCAUUUCUUCAUCCAAUGCUUCCUGAAUCUUUUUGUCUUGAAAUCAUACCGAUACAAGCGUAUAACAAGCGAGCUGUAGGCGUCGGGUCGAACCAGCCACAAAGAAACCAGAGAGAAACUAAAACUGCAAGCGAAGCAAAGAAAAACAAACUGCAACCCAAUAUGAGACCGCUUGUUUGAACUCAGCGAUUUUGCACAGACAAGUCCAUAGUUACCACUCCUUCCGCCUUGACCAUCUUCUCAGUCUCACAGUUUACACAGACAAUUAAGAGAGUUUCCAGGUGAGAAGAUGAAAGCGACUCAGUGUACAACACGCAGGUAAUUAUGGAUGGAAGCUGGUCAACUAGACAAAGGUAGAUUCAUUUCGUUUAUCACCCACCUCUGAUCUACUUGCUAAGUUAAGAAAUGGCUGUCGCACUGGACCCAGACGAAGUGCUUUGUUCCACGAGCGGGAAAGAUAACUUCUACAGAAUAUCGCGCCUUCUCAUAAGUGGAGGUACUACACUACUUAGAGAGGUGUUUGAUCAGAAGUGCCCACCAGAUUGUCUUCCUCAAAAAUUAAAUGAGCUUAGAGCGGCAAAGCUCACAAAGCCACAGAGGGACUGUCUGUACCCCUCCCCAGGGACUUAUGGCAAAUCAGAAGAUUUCGAUAUUACUCUGCUCUUCUAUUUGUUAAAGACAAUUUGCAACCUCACCCCUCCUGGCACGGGCUGGGAUGUAUUACCGGCCCCCACCGAUCACAGUUUGGCUGCAGAUUUAGCAAGAAUCAAGCAUUACAGGAACACGGUGUAUGGCCACGUAACUUGGAAUAUGGAGAUAGCAGAUGACGAGUUUCUACAGCUUUGGGAGGAUAUCAGCCAGGCGCUAAUAGGUAUCGCGGGACACAUCAGCCCAAUAAAGAAACGUGAUUGGCAGAAGGCCAUUGUUAACCUUUUGAAUGAUCCUCUUACAACCGAUGAUGAAAGAAAUGUACAGGAACUGCAGGAAUGGUACAAAGAAGACAUGACUCUUAAGCAGGCCGUGGGUGAAUUAACACAAAAAGUCGAUAAAGUACUUGAAAGAGCCGAUAAACCUAGUAAAGAGUCGAAGAACCACCCUCCUCGUGAAUGUCCUUCGGCCCCAAAAGGGGACAGUAAUGAAGGAAUUGAUAUAGCUCUCAUUCAGCUGGUUAUUGAAUGUGUAGCCACGCAUUUUGAUCAACGACGAGAAUCUCCAAGGAACAGGAGAGCCACCACACAAGAUGUUUUAAACCUUGCUGCGCAGACGUACUUAAUAAACAUGCAGCCCUCCACUCCGGAAGAACAAAAUAAAUUUCUAGAUUAUUUGAGGGAAAUACGACGUUUGUUGUUUAUCGAUGCCAAAGAAGGGAGCUUGAUCAUCACAGUGGGAUGUAGAUCUGUUCAGAUACUCGAUGACUUAUGGAAAGACUAUUGCGCUGGUCGUGUAACUGAAAUGGCACAGAAAUACCUUGUAACGAAGCGAGUUCUGGAUGACCUUGGUCUUACCGAGGCAAAACUCACCACAAAAAUUCCAGAGGAGGAGUACAAAACUUGUCGAAAGCAAUUAUCGGUGUAUGCAGAACUUAAACAGAUAAUUCAGCGGUUGAAGGAUUACCAAGGUAAACUUCAAAGAAGUUUUGUCAAAUGGGCUAAAAUUAGAAAUGAAAUCAGAGACUUGCUUUCGGAGUUUGUAAACAGACGUCAAGAACGAAGGAUGCACUUUGGUAGAGCAUCUCGGAUCACGGCCGCAGUAGGGGCAGCACUUACAACAGAUAUCGUUACAGGCCUAUUUGCAGUCCUCGUGUAUUGUUCUAUAAGCUGCCUUUUCGGAGAAAAUCGCAGAAAAUCUCUUACUGCACAAGACAUAAAAGCUUUGCAAGAGGUUGCUUUAAACAUGAACCACCUUCAGCGGCGCGUUGCUCACCUAGCUGUGUAUUGUCGUGACAACACCGAACGAGUACUAUCGAGCACAGUUUUGGCCCUCUUGUCGUAGGGUCUCAAGUAUAAAGGGUUUUUGAGACCCUACGACAGCCAGGAUCAGAAGUUUGUCUUGCACCGACGUCAACACUAUCAACACUAAUCGAAAGAGAAUCAAACAUCCAUACGCAGCGUUUACCCAGGUUAGUAGCUAGCCUUGUUGAGAAUGAAUCUAAUCAGGGAGAAGCUAAGAGAACUUGCAGAGAAAUUCUAAAUGAGCUAAGUGAAGAACCGAAUGAGGGAGAAAUCAAGAGAAUGGUCUUCGAUUUUAUCAAUGAAGAGUUUAUCAGGCAGAUGUAAAGAGGUAACAAGUAGAGGAUGGAUAUCUUCUUUGUGUCAUAUGGUCACCGGCCGAAGCUAGUGACAAUAGGGACUUUAAGCAAACCACGACGGCUACGGCAACGAGAACGUGGAAAAACAAUAGAUCUAAUU